AUGUGGGCGUUGUUCAUUUGGGUUUCUCUGCUUCUCAUAAGCAUCACACAUUGGGUAUACUGGAAAAAUCCCAAAUGCAGAGGGAAGCUUCCACCUGGCUCCAUGGGUUUUCCUCUACUCGGAGAGACUAUCCAGUUCUUCAAGCCAAACACAACUUCAGACAUCCCUCCUUUUAUCAAAGAAAGGGUUAAGAAGUAUGGUCCCAUUUUCAAGACCAAUCUAGUGGGGAGACCAGUUAUUGUAUCUACAGAUCCUGAUAUGAGCUACUUUGUGUUUCAACAAGAGGGUCGGUGUUUCCAGAGUUGGUAUCCAGACACAUUUACAAACAUCUUUGGGAGAAAGAAUGUGGGUUCACUACAUGGGUUUAUGUACAAGUACCUUAAAAGCAUGGUCUUGACUCUCUUUGGCUAUGAUGGUCUCAAGAAGAUGCUUCCUCAAGUUGAGCUGACUGCAAAUAAUAGAUUAGAGCUUUGGUCAAAUCAUGAAUCAGUAGAACUCAAAGAUUCAACCGCAAGUAUGAUAUUUGAUCUCACCGCGAAGAAGUUGAUAAGCCAUGAUCCAGACAAGUCAUCAGAAAAUCUAAGGGCUAACUUCGUAGCUUUCAUUCAAGGACUCAUCUCAUUCCCUUUUAACAUUCCAGGCACAGCUUACCACAAAUGUCUUAAGGGUAGGGAAAAUGCAAUGAAAAUGUUGAGGAACAUGCUUCAGGAGAGGCGUAAGAAACCACGCAAGAUUCCAAGUGACUUCUUUGAUUAUGUCAUUGAAGAGAUUCAGAAAGAGGGGACGAUUCUGACAGAAGAGAUAGCACUGGAUCUAAUGUUUGUAUUGCUAUUUGCCAGCUUUGAAACAACUUCUCUUGCUUUAACUUUAGCUAUCAAGUUCCUUUCAGAUGACCCUGAAGUUCUAAAGCGUUUAACGGAAGAACAUGAGAUGAUUCUGAGAAACCGGGAAAAUGUAGACUCUGGACUUACAUGGGAAGAAUACAAGUCAAUGACUUACACAUUUCAGCAGUUCAUAAACGAAACAGCAAGAUUAGCUAAUAUAGUUCCUGCAAUCUUCAGAAAGGCGUUGAUAGACAUAAAAUAUAAAGAUUAUACAAUACCAGCAGGCUGGGCGGUGAUGGUCUGUCCACCAGCUGUACAUUUGAAUCCAAAAAAGUACGAAGAUCCCUUAGUCUUCAACCCAUCAAGAUGGGAGGAAUCAAAUGCUAACAACGCAUCAAAGCACUUCAUGGCGUUUGGUGGUGGAAUGAGGUUCUGUGUUGGAACUGACUUCACUAAAUUGCAAAUGGCUGUGUUUCUUCACAGCCUGGUUACAAAAUACAGGUGGGAGGAGAUUAAAGGAGGGAAUAUAGUUCGAACUCCAGGAUUACAGUUUCCAAACGGUUACCAUGUCAGACUCCACAGAAAAAUACACUAA
This is a messenger RNA of Eruca vesicaria subsp. sativa (arugula), 1419 nucleotides long. The record is from the annotation of a GenBank genome assembly. NCBI's taxonomy places the organism in Eukaryota, Viridiplantae, Streptophyta, Magnoliopsida, Brassicales, Brassicaceae.